AUGGCUAGGUUAAGGGUUUCUUGGUUUUGCAUGAUGUUAUUUUUGUUGACAAGUUUAGUUCUAGCACAAACACAAGGCGACGAUGAUGAUUACGAUGAUGCAUUUGCUCCAGAGCCAAGUCCAUCAGAUGAUGGAUCUCCGGCUCCAGUAGCAGACGAUAUGGAGGCUCCGGCACGAGCACCAGCACCGGUGACGGAGGCCGCUCCAUCAAGUGGGGAGGAGAGGAGAGCUUUGGUGCCAGCUUUGUUUGCCUUUGGAGACUCUUUGAUUGAUAGUGGAAAUAACAAUCGCCUGUUUUCAUUUGCAAAAGCAAAUUAUUUGCCUUAUGGCAUUGAUUUUGGUGGCCCUACUGGUACGUACUUUAAUUACUUUUUAUUAUGUAAAAAUGCAGGUGACCUUCUGGGAUUGCCACUGCUUCCACCAUAUUCGAAGAUAUUCAACGUCGACAAAAUGCGUUUCGGAGUUAACUAUGCCUCUGCUGCUGCUGGUAUUCUUGAUAUUACCGGCUUUCACUUUGUGGAGCGAAUCCCAUUCAGUUAUCAAAUCAAAAACUUUGAAAACACGUUGGUGAGUUUGAUAAAAAAUAUGAAUGCACCAAUUGUGGAAGAGGCAAUUCCCAAGUGCAUAUUCUUUGUGGGAAUGGGCAGCAAUGACUACCUCAACAAUUACAUUAUGCCUGCUUACUUUACUCAAGAUGAAUACACUCCUCAAAAGUUUGCUGAAUUAUUGGUUCAUCAAUACAAAGAGCAAUUGAUAAAAUUAUAUGAUCUUGGAGCUCGGAAAUUUAUAAUUGCUGGGAUUGGACAAAUGGGUUGCAUCCCAUUCUUGCUAGCAGAAAGUUCAAAUGGUGAAUGCUCAGAAAUAGUGAAUCAAAUGGUGCACCCAUUCAAUGCUAAAUUAAAGACAAUGAUCAUGAAACUCAACAAGAGUGAACUGCCUGGUGCCCACUUCAUUUUCCUUGACAUGGAAAAUAUGUUCAAAGAUAUCUUUACCAACUACAAGUCCUAUGGGUUUAGUGUGACAGAUCGUGGGUGUUGUGGGUCAGGGAAAAACAAAGGGGAAGUAACUUGUCUUCCAAUGCAAACACCAUGUCCAAACAGAGAUGACUACUUAUUUUGGGAUGCAUAUCACCCCACUUCUGCUGUCAACCUUUUGCUUGGGGAUAUGGCUUUCUAUGGAGGUCCCAAUUUUACUUUUCCUAUGAAUAUUCAGCAACUUGCUACUCUCUGAAAUUCAAGACUAUGAAAUAUAAUGUAGUAGUCAUUUUUUUUUU
Molecule: messenger RNA, 1273 nt
Organism: Nicotiana tabacum (common tobacco)
Lineage: Eukaryota; Viridiplantae; Streptophyta; Magnoliopsida; Solanales; Solanaceae
Source: RefSeq, a predicted model, not a curated record